Syngnathus typhle (broad-nosed pipefish) is the source of this 2321-nucleotide messenger RNA. RefSeq names its product T-box transcription factor 15 (gene tbx15). Gene Ontology annotation, molecular function: DNA-binding transcription factor activity, RNA polymerase II-specific; RNA polymerase II cis-regulatory region sequence-specific DNA binding. The record is from RefSeq and is a predicted model, not a curated record. The transcript has 8 exons. Bases 211 to 2136 code for a protein of 641 amino acids. Gene Ontology annotation, cellular component: nucleus. Gene Ontology annotation, biological process: regulation of transcription by RNA polymerase II; cell fate specification; positive regulation of DNA-templated transcription. Lineage: Eukaryota; Metazoa; Chordata; Actinopteri; Syngnathiformes; Syngnathidae.
CUAUCGGAGCGAUCGAAUCAAUCAGAGGCGACGAGCACUCACUCCACCAUGGCGGCCCGAGGAAGCUCCAAGCAACGCUCCAGCUUCACCUUCGCCGUCUGAGUGCUUGCUGGAUUACUUUUUGGGGUUGCUUUUUUUGGGGGGGGGGGAAGGUCUCCGUGGGAACGCGCGGUUUGGACCGAGCGGGUGCUUCGCUGUGCUCCGUCCGACAUGAGUGAGAGAAGGCGUUCGGCCGCCGCUCUGAGCUCGCGAGCCCACGCGUUCUCCGUGGAAGCCCUGAUCGGCUCUAGCAAGAAGCGAAAGCUCCGAGCGGCUGCAGCCGCUGCCGCCGCCGCCGCCGCAGCUGCAGCGGCCGCCGCCUCCGGCGUCGCCUGGGACCACCACAAGGACGACGACGACCUUCAUUUGGACGACCCGGCACACUGUCUCGACGUAGACCCUGACUCGGAGGCGAGUCCCGGCUCGGACGGCUCCGACCUGGUCGACGGGACAUCGUGCCCUUUCGGCGAGCUGACCGCGGCGGGAGGCGGGGGCGGCCCGCGCGAGGCCUCCCCGCAGCCGCCGCCGCUGCCGACCUCAGGCUCAGCAGUCGCCUGCGCGUCCAUGGACGAUAUCCACGUGGAGCUGCAGUGCGCCGACCUGUGGAAGAGAUUCCACGACAUCGGAACCGAGAUGAUCAUCACCAAGGCUGGCAGGAGGAUGUUUCCUGCCAUGCGAGUCAAGAUCGCCGGCCUGGAUCCCCAGCAGCAGUACUACAUCGCCAUGGACAUCGUGCCCGUGGACAACAAGCGAUACCGGUACGUGUACCACAGCUCCAAGUGGAUGGUGGCGGGCAACGCCGACUCGCCGGUGCCGCCGCGGGUCUACAUCCACCCGGACUCGCUGGCGUCGGGCGACACCUGGAUGCGGCAGGUGGUCAGCUUCGACAAGCUCAAGCUGACCAACAACGAACUGGAUGACCAAGGACACAUCAUCCUUCACUCCAUGCACAAGUACCAGCCUCGCGUUCACGUCAUCCGCAAGGACUUCAGCGGCGAGCUGUCCCCCAACAAGGCGGUUCCGGCCGGCGAGGGCGUCAAGACCUUCAGCUUUCCCGAGACCGUCUUCACCACCGUCACCGCCUACCAGAACCAGCAGAUCACCAGACUGAAGAUCGACCGCAACCCCUUUGCCAAAGGUUUUCGAGACUCUGGCAGAAACAGGACGGGCCUGGAGGCCAUCAUGGAGACGUACGCUUUCUGGAGGCCGCCGGUGAGGACGCUCACCUUCGAGGACUUCACCAACAUGCAGAAGCAGCAAGGCGGCAGCACGGGCACGUCCCCGACCGCUUCCAGCACGGGCACGCCCUCCCCCUCCGGAGCCGCCCACCUCCUGUCCCCGUCCUGCUCGCCGCCCGCCUUCCACCUGGCGCCCAACACCUUCAACGUGGGCUGCCGGGAGAGCCAGCUGUGCAACCUGGGCUUGCCCGAGUACCCGCCGUGCGCCCGCAGCAACAUGGCGGCGCUGCAGGGCUAUGGCGGCCUGGCCGACGGCUCCUACGGACGCCUGCAGGCGGCGGGUGGGGGCACGGCGGCGGGCGUGGCCUCCGCCCAGCACGCCGACUCCUUCCUGCCGCAGAGGACUUCCUCUUUGAUCGGCAUGCAGGGAGGCGCUUCCGGGGCCGGCGGCGGCGGCGGCGGCAAAAUGGAUGCCUACGGCGGCCAGCUGGGCUCCUUCCCCGCCUCGCAGUUGCAAUACGUGAUGCAGGGCGGCGCCGGCGGGUCGGCGGGCGCCUCGGCCGCCGCCGCCCCCUCCGGAUCCUCCUCGUCUUCGGCUCACGUAUUCGGCGGGGGCCACCACCACCAUCACGUGCAGCAGGGCUCCUACAACGCCUUCUCCCUGCACAACCCCUACAACUUGUACGGAUACAACUUCCCCGCCUCGCCCCGCCUGGCCGCCAGUCCCGAGAAGCCCCAGGGGGGCCUGCUGUGCCCCCCGGGCCAGGCCGGCGCCUUCGCCGAGCGCCAGUACCUGUCCAACGGCAACUUGGACACCAUGCACAUGGGCGGCGGCGGCGGGCAGCAGCAGGGUGGCGCCGCCGCCUGCGACGCGCGCCAGUACGGCGCCCCCUCCCAGAUGUCCAUGCAUAUGGUGUAACCACGCAGGCUGGGACAAACCCAAACGGAAAUUUGGAAGACGAAAGGAUGCGACUUUGUGAACGCGCCCCUCUUCUUAAAAAGCUCUUUGUGGGGGACGUCUUUACAACUAUUAAACUUUAUGUUCGGGGUGGCAUGUGCAGCAGGAAGCGCAAUUGCGGGCGGUCUUGGGUUUGGCGCCUCAGG